CUAUACAUUUCAUCCCUACAUCGCAAUAGCGCCUCGAUAAUUCGACUACACUACAAUAUCCCUGUCCGUUCAUUCGGCUUGUCGAUACCAUUUUACACAAAUCUUUGGUCCCGUCGGCGACCAUCUGCAAUGCUCAACUUCCUGCAUCUGAGCUAUCAGUAUCUCUACUGGCGUCGUCCCAGCGGGCCGCCCGCGCCCGCGCCCAGCGGCACAACGCGAGCUUUCAUCUCCACACCGAAAGGGGAUCUCGAACUACUAUGCGCCAAGCCAGCGAAUCCCGCACCCGGGAUACCACCCGUGUUCUUCGUGCACGGCGGCAUGGGGAGUGCCUGGGUUUGGCAUGAGUACUUGCGCUAUCUCGCGGCCCACGGCGUCACCAGCUACGCCAUUUCCAUGCGGGGACAUGGCGCGAGCUGGCAUCCUUCGUUCCUCCGCAUGCUCUACAUGACGACGAAGCGCGACCUCGCAGACGACGUUGUGGCGGGUAUCAAGGCCGUUGAGGAGUGGGAGGGACGCCACGUUGUGCUCGUCGGCCAUUCGAGCGGCGGUGGCCUGAGCCAGUUCAUCCUCAACGAGGGCGACGUCAAGGUCGAGGGUCUGGCGCUUCUGGGGGCAGUUCCCGGGUCAGGAUCAUCAAUGGUGUAUAUGAACUGGUGGCGAAUGGAUCCCUGGUUUAGCGUCCGGAUGUUGUUCCAUGGCUGGCAUUCCAACUCGCCUCUCUCGCACCCUUUCUUAGUCAAACAGGCGUUUUUCAGCAAAGAUUACCCCGAGGACAAACUCGCCGAGUUUCACAGCCAUGGGAAUCGCUACGAGAGUUUUCUCUGGCCUCUGGGCAUGAUGCGCCGUUUUGUUGACCCAAAAAAUGUGCUGCAGAGCAUCGAGGGCUGGGGCUCCGGGGACAGGUUACUGAUUAUGGCGGGCACAAGCGAAAAGCUGAUGACCAAGCCGAUCCAGGAGAAAGCUGCUGAAACAUAUCGCGCUGCAUUCUCUGAGCUUGUCCGAGACGCGAAGUUGAAGGCCCAAGAUGAAGUUGUUCAUGCCUUGCCAGGGGAAGGGAGCAUGGACAAUGCGGGCCAUGGCGUCGAACUAGCUUGGGUGCCUGAUGCCGGCCACCACCUGCAGAACGAUACGACUUGGGAGAUCGGUGCUAGGAAAUUACUUGUGUUCCUACGUUCUCUUUAGGCUCGCAUUUGCAGAGUUUUAAAAAUGUAUUGUAUUGUUUGGAGUAUGUUCCAAAGCUUGGCGUCCUGGGGGAACAUAUAUACUAGAGGUAAUUCAUUCUUAAGCCAUAAAUACUCCAUUCUAUUCCUGAUUUUAAUUUUGGAUAAGGUCUUUUCCAUCGCAGUCUAGUUGUAUACACCUUUAUUUCUAAAGCGUACUUCUUAUAUUCUCACACUUUAAUGGGCCACAAAGUCUGCUAACAUGUUGGAAAGAUUAGGUUAAGUAGUGAUUAUAAAUUUAAUCAAGUUAUUAUAUAAUCAAUUCUGUACGUCGGAUUAAGUUUAACAGUCUGCCUACGAGCUUGCCAAGUAGAAUAUCAACUGUUGAUCUGAAGAACGGGGGGUCUUGUCUGCUCCUCCAUUGCUAAGCCGGGUCAGUGAAGACUGGCACUGUACGUGUACGCCUUUUACCUUUUUCUCUGCAAAUUUUGAAUGUGCAGUCUGGUGCCUAGGCUAGUGUGAAUCAGGGUACCUGCAGCAAAGCGACCUACUGUGAAGGUUUAAUAUGUAGGCACCCACCGGCGUGAA
Molecule: messenger RNA, 1748 nt
Organism: Xylaria bambusicola
Lineage: Eukaryota; Fungi; Ascomycota; Sordariomycetes; Xylariales; Xylariaceae
Product: Alpha/Beta hydrolase protein
Exons: 2
Coding region: 130-1182 (350 amino acids)
Source: RefSeq, a predicted model, not a curated record